AUGCGGGAGGAAGAGGAGGGACAGGAGGAGCAGGAGCGGGAGAAUCGCGGCGCUCGCAGCGCCCGCACGCUGAGCCUGCAGCACCCCCUGCCCCGGGAGCAUCGCCCCCAGCCCCGAGCCGCAGAACAUGAUUUCCCAUUCCCAGACUUUGAUUGGACGGAGAAGGAGGCUGUGAGGAAGAGGAAGGAGCCCCGGGACACCCAGAUAGACGAGGAGAUGAGCAUGGAGACUAGAGAGGACAAAUCCCCACAGAAGAACCUCAUGGAAGAGGCUGUUAUGAGUAACUCCAGGGCACAGGAAUCCAAGGGGGAGGAAAAUCCCCAGAGAUUCCACAGGAGGAGGGGCUGCAAACCCAGCCCAGAGUGCUCUGAAGAAGAAAGACCCACCCUGAGCCAGGAAGGUGGACAGAGCUACAGCCAGCGCUCAGAGCUGGUGGCCCAUGAGCAGAUUCAUGAUGGGGAGAAGCCCCACAAGUGCUUUCAGUGUGGGAAGAGCUUCAGGCAGAGACACCACCUGAUCAGCCACCAGAUGAUCCACACCGGGGAAUGGCCCUAUGAGUGUGGGGAGUGUGGGAAGGGCUUCAGCUACAGAUCCGCCCUUGUGACCCACCAACGCAUCCACACUGGAGAGAGGCCCUACGAGUGUCCCCAGUGUGGGAAGAGGUUUCAGACCAGCUCCAGUCUCCUCCGUCACCAGCAGAUUCACACCGAGGAGAGGCCCUUCCUCUGCCCUGAGUGCGGGAAGGUCUUCAGGUACAGAUCCAACUUUCUGACCCACCAACGCAUCCACACUGGAGAGAGGCCCUACGAGUGUCCCCAGUGUCAGAAGAGGUUUCAGACCAGCUCCAAUCUCCUCCAGCACCAGCGGAUUCACACUGGGGAGAGGCCCUUCAGCUGCCCUGAGUGCGGGAAGGGCUUCAAGCACAACUCCAUCCUCAUCAUCCACCGGCGCAUCCACACUGGGGAGAGGCCUUAUGAGUGUCCCUUGUGUGGGAAAAGCUUCACCACCAGCUCUCAGUUGACCAGACACCAACGGAGGCACCAGUAA
Zonotrichia leucophrys gambelii is the source of this 1047-nucleotide messenger RNA. Its product is annotated as zinc finger protein 239-like. Bases 1 to 1047 code for a protein of 348 amino acids. Lineage: Eukaryota; Metazoa; Chordata; Aves; Passeriformes; Passerellidae. The transcript is spliced from 3 exons. The record is from RefSeq and is a predicted model, not a curated record.